Messenger RNA from Aspergillus pseudonomiae, 2202 nucleotides. RefSeq names its product aconitase family-domain-containing protein. NCBI's taxonomy places the organism in Eukaryota, Fungi, Ascomycota, Eurotiomycetes, Eurotiales, Aspergillaceae. Gene Ontology annotation, biological process: tricarboxylic acid cycle. The transcript has 4 exons. The coding region runs from base 1 to 2202 and encodes 733 amino acids. Gene Ontology annotation, cellular component: cytosol; mitochondrion. Gene Ontology annotation, molecular function: aconitate hydratase activity; 4 iron, 4 sulfur cluster binding. The record is from RefSeq and is a predicted model, not a curated record.
AUGGUCUCUAUAGCAAUGCGACCCAGGUUUUCCUCACAACAUAGCUCGAGGCAUUGGCUGAGAUCAAGUUUACGCGCAAGGUCAACGAGGUCCGCCAUCGUACGAGGGAAAACACAGCUGAAAUUGCGGCCCCUACGAAUCGCCUGCCAAGAUGCUACUGCUCAAAUGGCUCUCAUUCAGUUCAUGUCUGCAGGGCUUGAAUCUACUGCAGUUCCAACAACAGUACACUGUGAUCACCUGAUUGUUAGUCGCGACGGCGAGACUGAAGAUCUUCCUCGCGCUCUCGAGGCCCACCAAGAGGUGUACGAGUUCAUGGAGAGUGCCUGUCAAAGAUAUAAUAUGGGCUUCUGGAAGCCUGGCGCUGGAAUUAUUCAUCAGAUUGUGCUCGAAAAUUACGCUUUCCCCGGUGGUAUCAUGGUCGGGACUGAUUCUCAUACCCCAAAUGCUGGAGGUAUGGGGAUGAUUGCGAUCGGAGUGGGUGGAGCUGAUGCAGUGGAUGUCAUGGCUGGUUUACCGUUGGAGUUAACAGCACCUCGUGUGCUUGGUGUUAAAUUGACCGGAGAACUCACUGGAUGGUCAUCUCCCAAAGAUGUGAUCAACAAGCUUGCCAGUCUGAUAUCUGUCAAGGGCGGGACUGGAUCCAUUGUCGAAUACUUUGGGCCAGGCACAAAGGGACUCUCGGCGACUGGAAUGGCCACAAUCUGUAACAUGGGGGCCGAGACAGGUGCUACCACGUCCAUCUUCCCUUACUCUCCCCAGAUGGCAGCGUAUCUUCGUGCAAACCACAGACCAGACAUGGCUCAAGCGGUUGAGUCGGUCUCCCAUGAGCUGUGUGCUGACCAUGGGGCAGAGUACGAUCGUGUCAUAGAGAUUGAUCUAUCAACCUUGGAACCACAGAUCAAUGGACCCUUUACUCCAGAUCUCGCUACCCCAUUGUCCAAGUUCCAGUCGGCUGUGAAGGGGAACGGGUGGCCAAAGCUCACAGCUGGUCUCAUCGGAUCGUGUACCAACUCCUCAUUCGAAGACAUGACACGCGCCGCUAGUGUUGCUCAACAAGCACUGGAUGCUGGUCUCAAACCAAAAGUACCUCUUCUGGUGUCUCCCGGCAGUUUACAGACUCGACGAACACUCGAAAACGCUGGGAUUGUUGAUGUCCUUGAAAAGGUUGGGGCGACGAUGCUGACCAAUGCCUGUGGUCCCUGCUGUGGCUCUUGGGACCGUGCUGACAUGCCAAAAGGGACGCCCAACUCCAUCGUUACCUCAUACAAUCGCAACUUUUCAGGUCGUCUAGAUUCUAACCCAGCAACUCAUGUAUUUCUUUCCUCCCCGGAGGUUGUCAUGGGCAAAAUAUUCUCUGACGAUCUUUCAUUCAACCCAAAUGAGGACAGUCUGACGACUCCCUCAGGAGAGGAAUUUCGCUUUACUCCUCCUGUUGGCCAGUCACUUCCCAGCCGGGGAUAUGAAGAUUCAGAUUCUGCCUACCUAGCCCCUCCUCCAGGUGACCGCAGUCAUAUCCAAGUUCAGAUUCCUCCCUCCUCCCAGCGCCUGCAGAAGCUCGCCCCAUUCAAGCCCUGGUCCGGAACUGAUUUCGAGGACUGCCUCAUUCUCAUCAAAACCAAGGGCAAGUGUACCACCGACCAUAUCACUCCCGCCGGGCCCUGGUUCCGUUUUCGGGGUCACCUUGAGAACAUCUCGAACAAUACCUUGAUCGGGGCAGUCAACGCGGAAACUGAGCAGGUCAACCAGAUCCGCAAUCGCUUGACAGGUGAAGAUGGCGGCGUGCCCGACACAGCUCGGGACUAUCAAGCCAAAGGUCGCCCUUGGGUAGUGAUUGCCGACCAUAACUACGGGGAGGGAUCCUCCCGUGAACACGCCGCUCUCCAGCCUCGGUACCUUGGAGGCGUUGCCAUCAUCGCUAAAAGCUUUGCGCGUAUUCAUGAGGCCAAUCUGAAAAAGCAAGGAAUGCUACCACUUACCUUCGCCGAUGAGGCGGAUUAUGACCGCAUCUGUUCUUCGGAUCUUGUCAGUAUCAAGGGUCUGGCGACCUUGACUCCUGGCCAACCACUCACACUCUUGGUAACUCCCACGGAAUCCUCUAGUGAGCCCUGGCAGGCGGAGGUUUCUCAUUCGUUUACCCAGGAGCAGAUUGAGUACUUUAAGGCUGGCAGUGCACUUAAUCUGAUGUCUAAGCAUCUUUCCUAG